AUGAAGGAAACGUGUCCCUCGUCCUUUGUCCUUUGUUGGCAAUGGCCUGCCCACACCUCAUUGCCCUUCGUCACGACGAGUUCGCCUCCUGCACGUCGCCUCUCGCCUGGCAUGUAUACGCCCGAUCACGAUCCUCGCCACGCCAACGAUAGCCCCCUCUACCUUGAUGACGAGUUUGAACUCGACUAUGGAACCCCACAACUCCCGACUUGUGAUACUCCUUGUGCUAGGGGGAGUCCGUUUCAAGACAGCUGCCUACCGUUGCUUCAACUAAAUAACUGGGAUCCGGCCUUUCGAGACGAUGAACUUGAUCCAACGUGUAUUCACUACGAUAUCGAGUGGAAGCUCCAACUCAAGAAGGGAAGACUAUCCAAACUGGUCGAGAUCACAGAGGAGAACCUCACCCUUGCCCCCGGUGCCUACUGGGACAGGUUUCUGAGCGUCGAGUUAGCGGCGACCGUGAAGGACAAACUCCCCGAGCCGAGAUACGAACCCGACGAGACCACCGUUGUUGUGAGCGUAGAGAAACGUAGCGAACGUAACAUGAGAAAGCGAUUUGAUGGCCUCAUCGUCGACUGGAAGACGAUAGAAGAUAAACUGAGAAGCUGGGCCCCUCUUUUCCGCGAAGGUAACAAGCUAAGGAUUUACAUUUCCUUCGAUUAUAAAGAGACCAUCCAAUCAGCGGCCGCGACCACAAGGAGCCGCGGUCGUGGGGCUACGGGCCGACAGCUCAUCGCCGGAGACCAGCUGCUCGCUGAUCAGGAAGAGACCACCGGCUCUCGUCCAGUAUGGAAAGAGGUAUACGAGCUUCUGCACUGCACAGGGGUCCCAUGUGUAAACUCACAAUUUUAUUGCUGGCGUGAUCCAGAGAGCAAGAAGCAUUACAAACUUGACACUAACAUACUGGGGAUGCUCGUUGACUAUGCUGAGGAAGGAAAUCUUCUGAGGACACACAAUGACGUACCUGAGAAUAUCCGACAGGUGAUCUACAAGCACGAAUAG
Molecule: messenger RNA, 1002 nt
Organism: Fusarium falciforme
Lineage: Eukaryota; Fungi; Ascomycota; Sordariomycetes; Hypocreales; Nectriaceae
Exons: 1
Coding region: 1-1002 (333 amino acids)
Source: RefSeq, a predicted model, not a curated record